Ascochyta rabiei is the source of this 2454-nucleotide messenger RNA. RefSeq lists its product as uncharacterized. Gene Ontology annotation, biological process: carbohydrate metabolic process. Bases 1 to 2454 code for a protein of 817 amino acids. Lineage: Eukaryota; Fungi; Ascomycota; Dothideomycetes; Pleosporales; Didymellaceae. The record is from RefSeq and is a predicted model, not a curated record. The transcript is spliced from 3 exons.
AUGCUCGAGAACCCUCUUGUUGAACCUGCGCGCAUCUUGCGACACGCUGGACGUGUAAUACUCGGGUCAAACGCGUCAAGCUUCACCCUUGAAAACCAGGGAGACAUCUCAACCCGGGCAGAAGUUGUCCUCGACUACCAACGAUGUGAGGGAGGGAUACCCGUUUUCGAGAUUGCAUGUGCUUCUGGUGCUACCUCUAUUGGGGUAAACAUAAUAUACAGCGAAGGCAUUGAGGGCAUUGAUCAUGAUACUGGCGACGGGCCAUUCUUUCUCUUCUCCAAUGCCAUGGACACAUACCGGAAUACCUUCAUGACCGUUCCUGCGGAAACAAACCCACAGACAACUCGAGCGGUAUAUGCCCAACGAUCGCAAAGAUACCAAAAGGUCAUUUUGACUACAGCAAACGCAUCAAUCACGUUUACCAAAAUUGCGUUUGAGCGCAUCCGGCCCAGCGCGCCCCCAAGAUCGACGUUCACAUGCUCGAGCGAGCUUCUGAAUCGCAUCUGGCAAGACGGUGUCAGGACUGUGGAUAGGUGUACCGUUGCCAAGGGUGAGACAUCCUCCGCUUGGGAAGUCACCGACGAAGGAACCAGAGUCCGUGGCCAGCACUGGGCGCCGUGCCGAUUUGGCACACGCUGGGCAGACAAAACAGUGCGAUUUCAAGUUCAGAUUGAGUCCGGUGGCGCGAGCUGGGCAGUUCACAUGGUCGCGAAUGGCUUGAUCUUCUGUUUGGAUGUUGUCGAGAGAGUGCUGUACGCGUGUGAAGGGCUCUCGACUGAGGCCACAAUCUUUCCUGUUGCGGAGAAAGGGCGAUGGGCACUGGGCGACCUGGAUAUGGACGCCUGGCUCGAAGUCGAAACGGCCACGCGUGGAAGCACUGUUAUUAUUUCCGUGCAAGGACGGCAACUUGCUUUUAUUGAGAACCUCGAUAUCAGACCCAUCCUCGGCGGAAGCCCAAACAACACUGGAUCCGUCGCAUUUGGCGGUCCUUGCCAAUGGGUCUCCCGAUACCGCAAACUCAGCGUGCACGAUUCACAAGGGAAUGCUUUGUACGAGAACGACUUCCUACGCAAGGAUGAACAGCGAACACUAGUCGACUUUCAAGUCGGGACUAAUGCGCUGGCUUGUACAAUAGACGGUGCAAAGCGCGAUCGAGCAUGCUUCGGCGGAGACCUCUACGUUAUGGGUCGCUCGAUUGCGCACUCCACAAUGUCUUUCAAGGCGAUUGCCGGCAGCAUCGAACUACUGACCAGCCACCAAACUGCCGAUGGCUAUUUGGGGAACCUGUGCCCCAUCCAAGCGCCCGUUCACGACACCAAGGAAGAGCCACCAACGUAUGCGUUCUACUCGCUAUCGUACGCACUGCUCCUGAUCGUUGCUAUCAAAGACUACUGGCUGCAUACGGGCGACGAGAAGAUACGGUCGCGGUGCUUGAAGCCAUUAGAGAAUCUCAUGUCGUACGCUGAACAGUUCGUCAGCCAAGGAGUGGUGAUUGCGCCACCGCCUCUUUCCAUGCACUGGUUCCCUCUCGGCGGUCCAGUCUUUGGAGCAUCGAGCGCUCUCAACAACGCAUACUACGAGGCUUUGCGGGCAAUGACGACUUUGUCCACAGACGCGGCCAUCAAAGGCAAAUACAGUGUGCAAGCCCAAAGCCUGAAGGUCAACAUGUUGCGAAACUUCUACGAUCCUUUCACUGGCGUCUACCACCUCGACAAAAGCCUUCCAGCGAGCGGGAUCUGUCAGGACAUCAAGGCCCAUGCCAUAACACUGGAUCUUCUGCCGUACCACAGCGACGACCUCGACCACUUGAUCGAUCCAGACUCGGGCUUACCUCGCGCGUUUCGCGGCCUCGGUCAUUGGGACGUAGCCAACGUCGCCAGUCCCUACGCCACCGGCUUUGCAGUUGAAGCCCUGCUAUCUCGCGAUCGGGGCGCAGAAGCCGUCAAACUACUCGAACGCGUAUGGGGUCCAAUGGCCGACACCGCAAGUCCAAACUACUCCGGCGGCCACUGGGAAGCCAUGAAGCCAGACGGGACACCGCAUGGCCACGACACAUCGCUCAUGCACGGGUGGUCGACAUGGCCCGUCUCGCUGAUGCCGCGGUACCUAGCCGGCCUGCAGCCCACCUCGCCAGGCUGGAAGUCUUUCAGCGUUGCGCCAGUUCUUGCCGGCCUGACCAACAUAAAAUGCGUGCUGGAGACCGUCACGGGCCGCAUCGGCGUCGAGCUCGACAUUGACGAAGCCAACAGCCACGGCGCGCUGAAAAUCCUGGCUCCGUACGGCGUGCGGGCGCGCCUCCACUCACCGCAAGGCUGGGUAAUUCAAGGGCCGGAACUCAUUGAGGGGAUAGGCGAGUGGCAGAAGUUCUUCCUCUCCGCAGCCGGCGACGCCUCGGUUCUGGAGACGAAAAGCGCUGCGCUGCAAAUCGAGGCCAUUCCCACACCACUCCUGUGA